This is a messenger RNA of Peromyscus eremicus (cactus mouse), 2770 nucleotides long. RefSeq names its product potassium voltage-gated channel subfamily H member 5 (gene Kcnh5). The record is from RefSeq and is a predicted model, not a curated record. The transcript has 9 exons. Gene Ontology annotation, molecular function: voltage-gated potassium channel activity. Lineage: Eukaryota; Metazoa; Chordata; Mammalia; Rodentia; Cricetidae. Gene Ontology annotation, cellular component: membrane. Bases 2 to 2770 code for a protein of 922 amino acids. Gene Ontology annotation, biological process: regulation of membrane potential; potassium ion transmembrane transport.
CAUGUAUGGAGAACUGACCGACAAGAAGACCAUUGAGAAAGUCAGACAGACCUUUGACAACUACGAGUCAAACUGUUUCGAAGUUCUUCUGUACAAAAAAAACCGAACUCCGGUCUGGUUCUACAUGCAAAUAGCGCCGAUAAGAAACGAGCAUGAGAAAGUGGUCUUGUUCCUGUGUACGUUCAAGGAUAUCACACUGUUCAAACAGCCAAUAGAGGAUGACUCAACGAAAGGUUGGACAAAAUUUGCCCGAUUGACACGGGCUUUGACAAAUAGCCGAAGCGUUUUACAGCAGCUUACACCAAUGAAUAAAACAGAGACGGUCCACAAACAUUCACGACUAGCUGAAGUUCUUCAGCUGGGAUCAGACAUCCUUCCUCAGUAUAAACAAGAAGCGCCAAAGACGCCACCACACAUCAUUUUACACUAUUGUGCUUUUAAAACUACCUGGGAUUGGGUGAUUUUAAUUCUUACCUUCUACACCGCCAUCAUGGUUCCUUAUAACGUUUCCUUCAAAACAAAGCAGAACAAUAUAGCCUGGCUGGUGCUGGACAGUGUGGUGGACGUUAUUUUUCUGGUGGACAUCGUUUUAAAUUUUCACACAACUUUUGUGGGACCUGGUGGAGAGGUCAUUUCUGACCCAAAGCUCAUAAGGAUGAACUAUUUGAAAACGUGGUUUGUGAUCGAUCUGCUGUCUUGUUUACCUUAUGACAUCAUCAAUGCCUUUGAGAAUGUGGACGAGGGAAUCAGCAGUCUCUUCAGUUCUUUGAAGGUGGUGCGCCUCCUACGCCUGGGCCGUGUUGCUAGGAAACUGGACCAUUAUCUGGAGUAUGGAGCCGCCGUCCUUGUGCUCCUGGUGUGUGUAUUUGGAUUGGUUGCCCACUGGCUGGCUUGCAUCUGGUACAGCAUUGGCGACUAUGAGGUCAUUGAUGAAGUCACCAACACCAUUCAAAUAGACAGCUGGCUCUACCAGUUGGCCUUGAGCAUUGGGACUCCAUAUCGCUACAAUACCAGUGCAGGGAUCUGGGAAGGAGGACCCAGCAAGGACUCCCUGUACGUGUCCUCCCUCUACUUCACCAUGACGAGCCUUACAACCAUAGGAUUUGGAAACAUAGCUCCGACCACAGAUGUGGAGAAGAUGUUCUCAGUCGCCAUGAUGAUGGUUGGCUCUCUUCUUUAUGCAACUAUUUUUGGAAAUGUUACCACAAUUUUCCAGCAAAUGUAUGCCAACACCAACCGUUACCACGAGAUGCUGAAUAAUGUUCGAGAUUUCCUGAAAUUAUAUCAGGUCCCAAAAGGUCUUAGUGAACGAGUCAUGGAUUAUAUUGUCUCAACAUGGUCAAUGUCAAAAGGCAUCGACACGGAGAAGGUCCUCUCCAUCUGUCCCAAGGACAUGAGAGCCGACAUCUGUGUUCAUCUGAACAGGAAGGUUUUUAACGAACACCCUGCAUUCCGAUUGGCCAGCGAUGGGUGUCUGCGUGCCUUGGCAGUGGAGUUCCAAACCAUUCAUUGUGCUCCUGGGGACCUGAUUUACCAUGCUGGAGAAAGUGUGGAUGCCCUCUGCUUUGUGGUGUCGGGGUCCUUGGAAGUUAUCCAGGAUGACGAAGUGGUGGCUAUUUUAGGGAAAGGUGAUGUGUUUGGAGACAUCUUCUGGAAGGAAACCACGCUUGCUCAUGCUUGUGCCAAUGUCCGGGCUCUGACUUACUGUGACCUGCACAUCAUCAAGCGAGAAGCCUUGCUCAAGGUCCUGGACUUCUAUACAGCAUUUGCAAACUCAUUUUCAAGGAACCUCACUCUCACUUGCAAUCUAAGGAAGAGGAUCAUCUUCCGUAAAAUUAGUGAUGUGAAGAAAGAAGAGGAAGAGCGGCUACGGCAGAAGAAUGAGGUGACUCUCAGCAUCCCUGUGGACCACCCAGUUCGGAAGCUCUUCCAGAAGUUCAAGCAGCAGAAGGAACUGAGGAACCAGGGCUCAGUGCAGAGUGACCCUGAGAGGAGCCAGCUUCAGGUGGAGAGCCGCCCUCUGCAGAAUGGCGCCUCCAUCACAGGUACCAGUGUGGUCACCGUGUCCCAGAUUACCCCCAUCCAGACGUCUCUGGCCUACGUGAAAACCAGCGAAUCCCUUAAGCAGAACAACCGUGACGCCAUGGAACUGAAGCCCAACGGCGGUGGUGCUGAACAAAAAUGUCUCAAAGUCAACAGCCCCAUCAGAAUGAAGAACGGAAACGGGAAAGGGUGGCUGAGAUUGAAGAACAACAUGGGGACCCACGAGGAGAAAAAGGAAGACUGGAAUAAUGUCACCAAAGCUGAGUCGAUGGGGCUGUUGUCAGAGGACCCCAAAGGCAGUGAUUCAGAGAACAGUGUGACCAAGAACCCAUUAAGGAAAACAGACUCUUGUGACAGUGGGAUUACAAAAAGUGACCUUCGUUUGGAUAAAGCUGGUGAGGCCCGAAGUCCUCUAGAACACAGUCCUAUCCAGGCUGAUGCCAAGCAUCCUUUUUACCCCAUCCCUGAGCAGGCCUUACAAACCACACUGCAGGAAGUAAAACACGAACUCAAAGAGGACAUCCAGCUGCUGAGCUGCAGAAUGACUGCCCUGGAAAAGCAGGUGGCAGAAAUUUUAAAACUACUCUCAGAGAAAAGUAUACCCCAGACCUCCUCUCCAAAACCCCAAAUGCCACUCCAAGUACCUCCCCAAAUACCAUGUCAGGAUAUUUUUAGUGUCUCAAGGCCUGAGUCACCUGAAUCUGACAAAGAUGAAAUCAACUUUUAA